Messenger RNA from Glossina fuscipes, 1288 nucleotides. RefSeq lists its product as uncharacterized. The transcript is spliced from 2 exons. The record is from RefSeq and is a predicted model, not a curated record. Lineage: Eukaryota; Metazoa; Arthropoda; Insecta; Diptera; Glossinidae. Bases 294 to 464 code for a protein of 56 amino acids.
UGCGGAUAAGCGCUAUUCGGUUGAUUUUGCACGAAAUUUUUUUUUUCUUUUGAUGAAAUAAGUAAAUAUCUAACCGUGUAUCUCUGCCAACUAUUUUGAGUUAACAAACGCUUUCCAUAACGAAAAGAACGGAAAAAGAAAUGCUUAGAAAUUCCCAGUGAACUAUGUUAUUAUUUUGAAAAGUAAUCGUACAAAUAUACAAAAAGAAAAAAAAAAAAAAGAAGUAAAUUAGCACUGUACGCAUUUAAAAACAGAGGUUAUUCCGGGUAAUAAAAAGAGAGGAAAAAGAAACUAUGGGUUCACCAGCAUUUAAACCAGUAAAAGAAGCCAUUAAAUCUUCAGAUUCCUCAUUGUCGCGUGUUAGCAUGACGACAUCGACUAUUGACGAUAACUUCGUAGAAUCGAAAUUAUUUAGUUGGAUGCGUUUAUUUCGCUUCGCAAGUUUGCUAUGCCGUGCAGAAUAAAUUUUGCUUUUCUUCGUUUUUCUUUUCGGUUUUCUAAAAAGAAAGAAACUAUUUUGAAGUCACAUUAAUAGAACCGGAAAAGUUGAUCUAUUUAAAAUAAAGAAUACCAUACCUUAGCGAAAUCACCCACUAUCAGUUUAACGACCACUUAAAACUUCUCCGUUGCUCAGUUUAGCAUUAUUUCAGUAACAAUGUUUUCAAAAUCUUGAUAUUUCCCUCCAAAGUUUUCUGAAAUGUUUUCCAGUCGCUUCCACUUAGGACUAAAAUGAAAAUAUCAAUACAAAGUAAUGUCAGCUCUGCGUGAGGAGCAUGGAGGAUGUUGAGAACCAGCGAGGGAGAGUGAGUGAGAGAGAGAGAGAGUCGGGAGGGGGGCGAUUCAGAUUCUUAUGCUACCAUUUCCCAAUUUUAUUUAACUACUAAUGAUUUCCCGUUUUAUUUAACUUACUGAUACAAAUGAUAAAAAUUACCGGAUGACUCCGCAUCAUAAAGCAAUAGAUAAUAGUUCUCUAACCUAAACCAAAUGUGCUUUCAAUAAUCGUAUUUACUUAUCAAUUUAUAGUGUGAUUCACUUGCGAAUGACAUAAUGCAUAUACACUAGGCUUAAUUUUUACUCACUCUUAAAUUUCCGCAUUGAUUAGAUUCUUGCCGAGAUUACAAAGCAUUAUGUCUUCGAUAAUAGCGAUCUUAGUCAAUGUUGUUCAUUAUAUCACAAAAAAAAAAUAGAUUAGUUGCUUAGUUGAAUCCUCUUGGGACUUGUAUUAGAAAAACAUUUAUUUAAAUAUAUUGAAUUAGGUUUAAAGAAUGUUGGUAAAAAAAAAAAAAAA